Messenger RNA from Epithele typhae, 756 nucleotides. RefSeq lists its product as uncharacterized. The record is from RefSeq and is a predicted model, not a curated record. The transcript has 5 exons. NCBI's taxonomy places the organism in Eukaryota, Fungi, Basidiomycota, Agaricomycetes, Polyporales, Epitheliaceae. The coding region runs from base 1 to 756 and encodes 251 amino acids.
AUGCUCGUGCUCUGGGCCCUCGCCCUCGUGGCCCUCUUCUCUAGCUCUAGCGCGCUCGCGCUCCCCGCGGGUUCAGACCAGAUUGUGAUCGGCGACUUCAAGAAGGGGAAGGAUGGCCGUCGGUACGAGCACGGGGAGCUCCCUCCUCUCACCGGCACGGUGGGCUGGAUAGACCCCCGGUUGAAAGGGGCAGGCUCAUCGACGUACUACACGACGGAGAAGCUGGGCGAGCCACUGAAUAUCAUCAUCUCGUCCGAGAGCGACCCUUUCAUCCUCAGCGAGAGCGGCAUGCAGACGUACAUCAAAUCUAUUGGGUUCAACAGAGAGUGCCUCGGCCUGCACUACGGUCACAUCCACGAAGCGGACCUCGGAGACGGUUUUGGGCGCAAGGCGGAGCAGUUCUUGGGACGGCAGCACUACUUCCCCAUCAUGGGCACCUGCUGGGAGAGCGUCCGGGGCGGACACCACUUUCGGGCCUGGCGGCAGAAUGGGACGGAGGCUGAUAGUGGGGCGUGGUUUCUUGGCGCCUCCGAAGAGAUGGACUCAUCCAAGAACCACAUGAUCGUGGAGAACGGGUACAAUCGCGGACGGAACUUCAUUGUCGACCGUGCCACUGAGGGCAGCUACUGGAAGGGCAAGUGGUGGAAGGCGGAAGUAGAAUGGCGUUCGGGGCUGCUGCAGAAGGGCAAGCACGGCGUGAACCACGGCAUCGAGCAAGAUGGGCUGGUGGCUAUCCUAACUGUCCUCCGCCUCUGA